This is a messenger RNA of Trypanosoma conorhini, 2268 nucleotides long. RefSeq names its product putative ubiquitin hydrolase. Gene Ontology annotation, biological process: protein deubiquitination. The transcript has a single exon. Lineage: Eukaryota; Euglenozoa; Kinetoplastea; Trypanosomatida; Trypanosomatidae. Bases 1 to 2268 code for a protein of 755 amino acids. Gene Ontology annotation, cellular component: nucleus; cytosol. The record is from RefSeq and is a predicted model, not a curated record. Gene Ontology annotation, molecular function: cysteine-type deubiquitinase activity; ubiquitin binding; cysteine-type endopeptidase activity.
AUGGCCUGCUCCUGCCAUGAAAAAGUGGAUCCGCAGCGAUUGCGGAUAAAAUUGGCAAAUGAGUGGUUUAGAGACGGCGUCGUAUCAGAAAAAACCCCAACGUUGUACUGCGCCUCGUGUGAAAGCCCGGGGAACGUGUCGUCUGGCAAGAAACAAAUCAAAAAAAUUUUACGCGUGCUUUCCUUUUCCAAAUCGAGGGAAGAUGCGGAUGCUGCGGGGGAGGGCGCCAUGGAGGAACUCUUCAUGUGUCUCUCAUGCACCAGGUGUUUCUGCGCGCAACAUGCAAAGGCCCAUGAGGAGGAAGAGAACAGGGACAUUGCGGAUAGCGGCAAUCGCCGUGGAAAACGUCACUACCUUUUUUUUGCUGUUCCACGUUGUGCAAAAGCGAUGAAGACUUCGUCCGCGCCAGGGAAAAACAGGUCGGUGUUCCCAAAGUUUGAGGUAGAUGGCCUUGAGCAAAUACGCGAGUCUGGCGCCCUGACGCUGGAAAAGGAGAGAGAGAUUACAUUUCGUCCAGUCGGUGAUUCACAAGGCUGGGUUUAUCAUUUAUGGUGUAUGUUUUGCAGCGAGAAGCCAGCACCAGUUUCCUCCCGGGAUAUUUCGGGACGUGACAAACUCCACGUGCAUAUCGAGCAGAUAGGUGGCGUUAUUGCAAGACUCCUUUUCCUCUUGUACGAGGGAAUUGCAAUUGAAAUUCCCGUCGAAGGGUCUGCAUUACUCCAGAGCAACACCCACUUAGGGGACCACGUGUCGCAUGAACACAGCGAUAGGGAUCUUUACCUCACCCGUGAUGUUAUACAAAAUAUGGAUACAUUCAAGAGUCCUACGUCUUCAGUUGGGGCAUCCUCUUUUGUAUUCCGAGGAUCAAAGGUAAGGUUGGAUGAGUUGGUCUUAGCACAUGUUGCCGGUAUGGAGAAUCGUUUUAACAAUUGCUACUUUAACUCGGUGUUACAAUGUGUUUUGAAGUGUAGUUUUUUUACGCGUUUACUGCUUGAUCCGAAUCUGAAACCAAUGCCAGGCCCACUAACUCGUUGUCUGUACGAUAUAGCUCUUCACCUUAGUAAACAAACCGCUAAUGAUGUGAGGACACAUGCACUAUAUCCAUAUGCGCGGGAGGUACUGAAUUGUUUGCGCGCAAUCUCACCCCUUUUUGCGAAUCAUGAUCAACAAGAUUCCCAGGAGCUCUUUUUGUGCAUGGUCAAUGGGGUGGCGGAUGAGUUUGACAAGGGCAAAUCCGAGGAGGAGAAGCAACGGGGUCGACGGUUACCCUUCGAGGGGGUUAUUCGCACGGAGGUUGCCUGUUCGCAGUGUAAGAGCCGCUUUCCACGUGAGGAGGUGUUUAUGGCCCUCUCUGUUCCCGUUGAGUCCUCUCUAGAGGAGGGGCUUCGCAAACUCUUUCAGACGGUAAAACUGCAGGAAAAAAAUCAAUACGCAUGUGAGGAGUGUUUUAAACGGUUGGCGGAAAAGGAACAAGAGCGACAUAACGCGGCCAUCAAAGCCGAGAAUCACCGAAAGACGAAAUCCAAGAGGAAGGCGGCGGCGGCGGAGGAAAAGCGGAGUCUGAACUGCGUAUAUUCCGACGCUGAUGUAUCGACUUCCAUCAGUCGUCUGGGCGGCACACUCGCCCUGCACCUGCUGCGAUUUCAAUUGGACGGUAGCGACUUCCAGAAGGUUACGCGCAACGUGGCAUUUCCCUUGUCUCUCGAUUUGAAGAAUUUUGUUUCAGACGAGGUUCGACAUGAGUACGCACGGGCGCACGACCUUUCUGAUUUGCAGGCACGUUUCCCGCACAAACGAAGUGAUAUUUUGCUUUCCUGCUUGAAAUCCGCGAAUGGCGACCUUGAGGAGGCGGUGCGGAUGUUGACGGACACGGAAGAAGGAGAGGUCCUGAGCCCCGCGGAAGAUGCCCUGCUGGGGUCAAAGGCGGGGCAGACACCAUUGUGUGCCUCCGGUGCAAGGGACAGCGCGUGCCAUAGCAGUGGGCACAAGACCCGCGGCAUGGGCUGUGUGGGUGAACCGUCACCGCCCUUCGCGAGGGCAACAAAUGGUGCGAUGGAACGGCAGGAGUGGCUCCCGUCGCUUAGGAGAGAGCUCGUUGGCAUUGUGGCGCACCGCGGUUUCCUGCACGGUGGCCACUACGUUGCAUACGUGCGACAUGACAAGCAGCACAACACCUGGUUCCGCUGCGAUGACGAGGAAGUGGAAAGAGUCGACGAGGAAUACGUUCUGCGUUGUCAAUCCGAUGUGUAUAUGUUGUUUUACGAGUAG